Olea europaea var. sylvestris is the source of this 1676-nucleotide messenger RNA. RefSeq names its product UDP-glycosyltransferase 86A1-like. The coding region runs from base 62 to 1522 and encodes 486 amino acids. Gene Ontology annotation, molecular function: UDP-glycosyltransferase activity. The record is from RefSeq and is a predicted model, not a curated record. The transcript has 2 exons. NCBI's taxonomy places the organism in Eukaryota, Viridiplantae, Streptophyta, Magnoliopsida, Lamiales, Oleaceae.
GUCCUCUUUAAUUCACCUCACUCUCUCAAGAAAGCUCUAUUGAUUCAUUGAUAGAGGGAAAAUGGAGGAAAGGCAACGCAAGCCACAUGCCAUUAUAAUUCCUUUCUGCUUCCAAGGUCAUAUUACCCCAGCUAUCAACCUUGCUCUCAAGCUUGCUUCGAAGGGCUUCACCCUUACUUACAUCCACACUGAAUUUAUUCAUCACUCGAUAUCUAAAGCCCAUAAUCACAAUUCUUCCACUGAAGUAGAUUUCUUUGCCGAAGCUCGAAAAUCUGGUCUGGACAUACAUUACAGCACGAUAUCUGAUGGGUUUCCUCCAGAAUUCGAUCGGGAUCUCAACUUCGACGAGUUCUGGGAUUCUAUGUUUCGGGAUUUCCCUGUUCGUGUUGAUGAACUUGUUGGAAAAACAAUUCAAUCCAAUCCUUCUUCUGUGUAUUUUCUGAUUGCUGACACUUUCUAUUCAUGGCCAGCAGCAAUUGCUGAAAAGUACAGUCUGGUGAAUGUUUCACUUUGGACAGAACCAGCUAUAGUGUUCGCUAUAGAUUAUCACUUGGAUCUUCUCAGACAAAAUGGCCAUCUCCCAUGGAAUGGUGAUUUAGUGCAUCAAAUAGAUUACAUACCCGGUGUUCAGCCAAUUAGCAAGAGGGACUUGAUGUCAUAUCUUCAGGACGAUGACGUAACCACGACAUUGCUCAAGAUUGUCAUCAAGGGGUUUGAGCAGGUGAAGAAGGCAGACUUUAUCUUAUGUAACACGAUCCAUGAACUUGAAUCAGGAUCACUAUCAACCCUAAAUCUAGGAAAACCUACUUAUGCAAUUGGCCCUAUAAAUUUUGAUACAACCUUCACAAAAAUUAGUGUUGCAAAAAGCAUUUGGCCUGAAUCAGAUUGCACUCAGUGGCUCAACUCCAAGCCUCCUGGCUCCGUUUUGUACAUCUCUUUUGGUAGCAUUGCUCAGAGUAAUAAGCAGGAUAUUGGGGAGAUAGCAAAUGCUCUUCUUCUAACUGGAGUAAAUUUUAUUUGGAUCCUCCGGCCAGAUAUUGCUGGCCCUGAUGAAACUGAUAUUUUGCCUGAUGGAUUCAAUAAUCGUGUAAAGGGUCGAGGGCUCAUCCUUUCAUGGUGCAAUCAAAAUAUUGUCCUUUCACACGAGUCAGUAGGUGGAUUCAUAACACAUUGUGGUUGGAACUCGGUAUUGGAAAGUAUUUGGUAUGGUGUACCCAUGAUCUGUUAUCCGUUUAUCGCUGAUCAACCUACAAACAGGAAACUAGUGGUUAGUGACUGGAAAAUUGGAAUUAAUCUUUGUGAUGGGGAGCAACUUACUAUGAAAGAAGUUGCUCAGAAGAUUAACUUGUUGAUGAGUGGAAAGACUUCCGAUGAUUUGAAGCAAGAGAUGAAGAAAGUAAGUAAGAUAAUGCACAGUGCAUUAGACAUGGAUGGAUCAUCACAGAGAAAUUUCGUUCAAUUUCUCGAAAAUUUGAAGGUAAAAUUAUAUGAGAGAAUUGAGGAAGUACCAUCAAUCGGCUAGUCUUUCUCGAAUUUUAAUCCGUUUUUAUUUAUGACUUUAUUUACAAUGAAGCACUUAAAUUGAUCUUUCCAUAAUGUAUAUCUAUCUAUUCAUUGAUAGAAAGAUCAAAGGUGCCUGCAUGUGCAUUGUGCUUCUCAAAAAUAUUUCCAGUUUA